UGUUCACCGCGAGCCCGCAGCUGGAGAACGGCAGCAGCGGCGGCAGCAGCUCGAGCUCCUGAGGCCCCGGGCUCCGGGCGUCCCUCCCAACACCAUUUCACACCGCAGUCCCCAGGUUAGGUUGACAAGAAACAAGCCAUGAAUGUGGGCACUGCUCACAGUGAAGUGAACCCGAAUACCCGGGUUAUGAACAGCCGUGGGAUCUGGCUGUCUUAUAUUCUGGGAAUAGGUUUGCUUCACAUCAUUCUGUUGAGCAUCCCAUUCUUCAGUGUGCCAGUGGUAUGGACACUCACUAAUGUUAUUCACAAUAUGGGAAUGUACAUAUUUCUGCACACUGUGAAGGGAACGCCAUUUGAAACUCCAGACCAAGGAAAGGCACGGCUGCUGACACACUGGGAACAGAUGGACUAUGGCGUACAGUUUACAGCCUCGCGCAAAUUCCUCACAAUCACACCUAUUAUCUUGUAUUUUCUUACCAGUUUUUACACAAAAUACGACAAGUUACAUUUUGUUAUAAAUACAGUUUCGCUGAUGAGCGUCCUCAUCCCAAAGCUGCCUCAACUUCAUGGAGUCAGAAUCUUUGGCAUCAACAAGUACUGAAGACAGCAUGAUGACACACGUGAAAGAAAACACUUUUAGAACAGCUGUCAGCAGCAAGGACACUUCGUGUUCAGAUAUUAGGACUUAUACCCUGCACCCGAUAAUCUCUUAUCAUGGACUUUUUAUUAUGAAUAGUAUAUUUGUGAAUGAAGCAGCUCAAGUUGGUUGCUCAAGUAUCACAUUAAAUGUUUGCAGUGCUCGGAAUAGAAAGCCUGCUUUUUCGUUUACUGUCUGUAGAUCCUAUUUUCACAAAUGAUAAUUUUGAUACCUUGAUUUGCCAUUAUUAAGUGAGGAGACUUUGGUAUUGUAAACAUUUAGUUACUGCAGUAUGCAAAUUUGCUGUCCACUGUGACCAAGCAGAUGUAAAAGUAUAAUGUGUAAAUACUGUAAUGAAGGUAGAUUUAUGAAGGUAUGCAGUUUGAUGAUUGCAAAAGAUUUGUUUUCAGUGUCACAAUAGAAGCAGUUGCUGAAGAUUCUAAUAUCAUGCAUGCUGCAAAAUGGCAGGAUUGAUUAGGUGUCCUUCACUAUUGAGGUACUUGGAAACUUUGUCUAUUGGCUUCGUGGCCUCUUUGAAGAAACAGUGCUGGUCUUACUGUGCAUUUUUAAUUACUAUCUUUUGCAGAUAAUUUUAUUUAUUUUUUUUUUUCUUUUUUCCCCGUUUCACUCAGUGUUGUUUGAGAGAAAAUUACUUGGGAGAAUAUAAGCAAUAGUAAGGAUGUGUUUUGAAGCACAGCUUAUGAAUGUUUGAUUUAAAAAGGUGUUUGUUUUUGGAGUUUUUUAAUGUAAAGUGUUAAAUAAUAUAGAUUCUGUGUGUUAAUGAGAACAGUGAUUGAAACUGGAUACUUAAAUCUGUCUACCCAGGGUUUGUUUGUAUGGAAUCUUAGAGUGGGAUGUUAAUUGUUGGAAUACUGCAAAACAUCAGUGAUCAUGCAUUUUCCUAUAAGUUUGCUAUGUUGCCUAACUUGCAUUCCUUUUAAAACAAAAUGUAAUGCUGGUUGUAUCUGAUCUGUUUUUCUGUCAGAGUAUAUUGUAAUUUAAACUGGCCGAAGAGAUGUGUAUGAAUUUCAUCUGGUUUUUACUGGAUGGCAGCAAUGUACCUGACUUCUUUUAUACUGUCAUAUAACUGUUGCACACUUGAAGUGCACACUAGUACAGCUGGCAUUCCUUGCAGUCUGCUAAGACUACAAAAUGACAGCGCUGUGAAUCAUGUUUUAAGCAAUAACAUAUGAACACGUCCCAUAGCAAGGGAAUUGAAGGCAUGCCUAGAUGGUGAGGCUUUGACUGCUAUAUACAUUUAGAUUGCUGAACCUUGGUUCUUAAGAAUCUGGUUUUGGAACUAGGUGGAAGGAAAGACCUGACGUUAAAAUUCUCAAUCUCCAUCCAGUUGCUAAGAAUGUAAGACUACAUGUUUUGGAAUGAUUUGACAAGCCUGCCAAGACAAGUGAAGGUUCCUGAUUUUAGAAAUGCUACUACAGUGAUGCAGUUGGAGUGAAGACAUAUUGCUCUGACUUCAGUGACCAUCUGAGUUACUCUAUCCUGAUCCAGGAAUACCUAAUACUGAUGGUGCUGAUUGCUUUAGCAGAUGUGAAGUAUUACUUUUCCCAAUGGUGACUAUCUGAACCAUGUAGAUUGGGAAGGAGGGAGAGGCCAGGAUCAUGUCCCAUUUUUUAAUUCCAGUCAGAUUAGCUAACUGCAGCUGGGACAGAGGUAAGGUAUAAUUGCCUCUAGUCCACAAAGCUGGAAAAUCAAUCAGUUUGCAAAAACUAAUGGGUAACCAUCUCCUGGAGAUGUGCUAGUGUCGAUGUUGGGCAAGAGGUGAUUGAACUCGGUUCCCCUUCCUGCUGAAUCUCUAAAGCUUCACGCAUGAAACCUAGGAUUACAAACAGUAAUUAAUAGAAGUAUUGAAUGGUCAUGUAAGAAUAGUAGGCACCUGGAAAAGCUGCCAGUUUUGGUGGAGUAUGGGAACACAACACUGUGAAUGGGGAAGAAGUAAAUCCAUUUCCAUUCCCAUCUUUCAUUCCCUGCUAAGGUACGCAUGUAAGUAUGUUACUACUUUUGACGAGACUUUCAACCUGUUGAAAAGUCCUGAUCUUUUAAAGAAAUCUGCCAUAUUUUUAAACUUUAAAAAUUAUGCUUACAUUGGGAAGUGUAUCCUGAGGUAUUUUAUCAGGAAUAGUAUACCAGCAUAAUCAGAGUGCCCAGUUAUUGGCAGUAAUUAAAAGUUUACAGUGUUUUCUAAAUUUGGGAAUUUAAUCAUAAUCUUUUUUUCUUGCAUUACUACUCAGUUGGAGAAGAAAUAUUCAAAUUGCACUUUUUUAAAAUGUUUACAAGCCUAUACUGAUCUCCUGCAGCAAGGAGGAAACAAAGAAAACAAUUGGAGUGCAGACUUUAAAAUAAAUGCCCUCAAAUUAACAUCUCUCAAAGUUUUGAAACUGAAACACAUUACUUAUCAAAUAGUUAACAACUGCAACAGGUUAACCCUGUCACACUUGAUUCUGUAGGAGCACAAUCCUCUGCUUUUUAGUUUGACUAUUAAUGAAAUCUUUUAUUUACAGGGCUUAGUUUGUGUCAUAUUAUUCAAACUCUGUGAAAGAUUAUGCCAGUGAAAGGGUUAACCUACUAUAUCCAGGAUUUGUUAAACAUUUUAAAAUAUUGCUUUGCUGAUCUGAUGCCUUGUACAAGAUGAUUAACGCCUUGAAUUUAUCAAUUUUUGAAUGCUGGUAAUGAAAUACGUGGCUGUUUUUAUAGUAUUUUGAUGGGUUCUGGAUUGUCAAAAAGUAACUAACUUCUGUGGUGAAAAACAGUAUGGUCUUUUGUUUCACCCACAACUCCCUUCCACUUUCAGUAUGUAUCAUAAAUGUUAAUGGGUGAUGGGUUGGUACUGAUUAAGUACCAGUGAUAUCCCUAUCCUAAAAAUAAAGUAGUAAAUGUGGGAAUUGAUGUAUUUUAGAACAAUUCAGGGUCAAAUUCCUGCAUUAUUUUUAUAGUGGCUGUAAAAGGUACGAAUACCAAAACUAUUUUGGUUGAAUCUAAAUUAAAUAUAUGGCAGGCUGGGCCUUUUGAAUUUUAUACCAGUCUAUCAAUUGUGAUAUUUACCAUUUGAAGAAUUAUUUGCAUUGGGGAUUAGUGAGUUUGUGUUUGAACAUCAUGUAAAUAAGAGUUAAUUAAGCAUCUGGUGUAAAAGGGUUCUGUAUGCCAACUGCCCUUCUGCACAUAGAUGUUUUUUCAUCUAGAUCUUUGUAAGAAAGUGUGAAUAAUAUUUUUAUUACUCCUUUGUACAGUAUUCUGAUAUUUAAUAAAGGGCAGUAUUCAUGUAA
This is a messenger RNA of Hemiscyllium ocellatum (epaulette shark), 3917 nucleotides long. Its product is annotated as ORM1-like protein 3. The transcript has 4 exons. NCBI's taxonomy places the organism in Eukaryota, Metazoa, Chordata, Chondrichthyes, Orectolobiformes, Hemiscylliidae. Gene Ontology annotation, cellular component: endoplasmic reticulum membrane. Bases 139 to 600 code for a protein of 153 amino acids. The record is from RefSeq and is a predicted model, not a curated record. Gene Ontology annotation, biological process: negative regulation of ceramide biosynthetic process; ceramide metabolic process; intracellular sphingolipid homeostasis.